Molecule: messenger RNA, 1159 nt
Organism: Plectropomus leopardus (leopard coralgrouper)
Lineage: Eukaryota; Metazoa; Chordata; Actinopteri; Perciformes; Serranidae
Gene: tmem134
Product: transmembrane protein 134
Source: RefSeq, a predicted model, not a curated record
AGAGCCGGGUGCUAAACAGAAAAGGAAGACACUCGAAACUUUUACAAAACCCUUUUUCUUGCUCAAGAACCAAAGCAAGGGCGGCAGGACGGCUUCAUAGAGCAUUAGUGCACAUUAUACAAGUAUGUGACCCGUGUGUUCACCGUGUGGAGUGGAGUUGAGCCUCCCCGGAGAAGAAAAGAUUAACUUGAGACAUGAGCAUCAGUCUACACGACCACACGGUGUAAGAGGCAGUCACCAUGGCAACGCAGUUUAGUAUCGAUGAUGCCUUUGUGUUGGAGGGAGAUGAGGAGGGAGCUGUGUCUGAUGGAGAGACAGACGGAUGGAAGGGCAGAGACAAGGACAGAGAAGGAGGAGAGAUGACAUUUGGUCCUCUUUCUUUCUCUAAACCUCAAACUCAUCCCUCGCAUGAUGCUGCAGGCUCCCCUGAUCACAGUAACCUGAAGUAUCAGAAUCUGGAAAAUGAAGAUGCCUUGGGAAGCAAUGGCAACUCCUCUUUCAAUAACUUCUUCAAAAUCAGCGACCCUGCCACUCUGUCUUACUGCAGCUCCCAGUGGUCCUUCAGCACCUUGAGCUCUGUCACACAUCUUUCUGCACACUGCUGCGGGUGGGUGUCUCAUCCGCUGGUGAAGAAAAACAGAAGAGUUGUUCUCGCUUCAUUCCUUCUCCUCAUCACUGGAGUUGCUCUCAUUUUCACGGGUGUCGUCAUACAGCUGAAUCCAAAUGCAGGUGUUUCGAGUGCUAUUUUCUUUGUACCUGGGUUUCUUCUCUUCAUCCCUGGAGUGUACCAUGUGAUUUACAUCAGCUGUGCGGUCAGCGGAAAAAGAGGCUUCAAACUGUUCUACCUACCUUAUUUUGAAAAAUGACAUUUCAUGAGACACUACAUUUCCACUACAUCUCUUUGUGUGCCAUCGUAAAAUGAAUUUAUAUUUUGUCACUUUUAACUCAAAAAAUGUAUUGUCACAUUUGUUGUUUUUUCUUGUCAUUGUGAUGACCACUACUAAUUCAGCCACUCAGUGCCUCCACUGCCUUUCCACUACAUGAACUGACGACGCUGUGUGUGUGCACCAGAAAGAAGGAGAUUGGUCUUGCCUGUGUUUUCCAUGUUGUGUGAAUAAUGACUGUGAAAUUACAAUAAAACUUUUUUUGUAUAUUUUAA